Messenger RNA from Drosophila miranda, 1283 nucleotides. RefSeq lists its product as uncharacterized. The coding region runs from base 100 to 1158 and encodes 352 amino acids. The transcript is spliced from 2 exons. Lineage: Eukaryota; Metazoa; Arthropoda; Insecta; Diptera; Drosophilidae. The record is from RefSeq and is a predicted model, not a curated record.
UCGGCGAUACAGGACUGCAGGCUGCAAGGAUACUCUGCACCGUAUGCGCUUCCGUCCCAGCGUAUCUGCAGCUCGUAGGACAGCUCCGGGCCCCUUGGCAUGCACCUGUCGCCCGGACAUCUCAGAAUCGUGCUCAUUCUGGCUCUGCUGCAGGACCUGCAGGUAAAACCACAGAAGAACAUAUUCAGGGCACAUCUCGAGCGGGAUCUACAAAUUUGUCCGGCCUGCUUUGCCGGACAGCGCUGGCAAUGCGAGGAAAUUUUUGAGGCCAUUGCAGAGCCCUCGGAUUGGAGCAAGCUUCUAAAAGGAAUCGCUCUGCUCAUCGAUCGUCGGGAGAUAUAUUUCCUGCAAUUGAAUGAGGGUCAUCAGGCAGCACAGUUGGUGGCCAAAAGAGAUGCCAUUGGGGGCCACUCUUACCGCAAUAUAGGCAUCUUGCGAGAAGCAUUUCUUGAGGAGAUGGAGGAGCGUCCCGGUGGAUUCCAGUUUUGUCGUAGCGGAUUCAGGACUCCCCGUUUUGUUAGUUACUUGGAGCAGCGCGGUCAUGAGUCUGCCACCAUUUGGUACUACAUGAUGCACAGCAUUACACCAUUGCUGAUGCAGGAACUGUUUUUGCGUGGCUUUCCAGUUCCUCGGAGCUACGCUGCCUGUGGCCUUACCCAUUUCCAAGCCUAUGCCGGACGCACCCUGGUACACUACGCCACUGCUGGCAAGAAUCUGCGCCUGGAAAUGGCCCGACAACUGCUCCAGCUGUCUCUGAAGCUCACCUUUGGCUUUGCGGACUUUCGCAUCUUUCUAACCGAUUUUACGGCAGACAAUCUGGCCUUUGACGAGGCCAGCCAGAGUGUGAUCCUCAUCGACCUGGACUCUGUUGUCCUAGUGGAUGCGGCGGUCCCCUUGGGCGACGCCCAGAAGUACGAGCCCUUGCCUGGCGAUGGAUUCACUUUCGAUGUGAAGUCCUUUUGCGGUGGCCAGCAUCUGGACGCGAAUGUCUAUCAGGCUUGUCUCCUGCUGAAAGACUUCCUGCUGCGGGAUCUGGCCAACGGAAGGCUGGAGAUGCUGCUGGAACAAUGUGUGCGUUGCGACGACGCGACAUGUGAUAUGCGCUUCCAGCAAGCAUACGACUUGAUCAAGCUGCUUGGCGAGCUGCUGGGCAGCUAGGACUUUGGACGAAGGACAAGUUGAAGUCGGGCUAAGGUAACAUAUUGAGGAUACUUUAAUUUAAGUAGGUAACCAUGUUUAAUCAUACAACUCAUCCAUUACACUCAAUAUAUGGUCUAAAUGAA